Messenger RNA from Saitoella complicata NRRL Y-17804, 1314 nucleotides. RefSeq lists its product as uncharacterized. Lineage: Eukaryota; Fungi; Ascomycota; Saitoellomycetes; Saitoellales; Saitoellaceae. The transcript has 4 exons. The record is from RefSeq and is a predicted model, not a curated record. Gene Ontology annotation, cellular component: endoplasmic reticulum. Gene Ontology annotation, biological process: amino acid transmembrane transport. Gene Ontology annotation, molecular function: amino acid transmembrane transporter activity. Bases 1 to 1314 code for a protein of 437 amino acids.
AUGCAGAAACCGCUGUUGGGGAAUAUUGCUGCGCCAGCGGUGACGAUGGCGGGCGGGGAGGAAAGUGGGGAUGAGGAGGAUCAGAUUAAGAUGCCGCAGGAGGGUGGGGGUUUGGUGAAUUCGUUCUUUAACAUGUCGAACUCAAUCAUCGGGGCAGGAAUUAUCGGCCUUCCCUUCGCCUUCAAAGAAGCCGGCGUAGUAAUGGGCAUCGUCCUCCUCAUCGUCCUCGCCAUAAUGACCGACUGGACAAUCCGUCUCAUCAUCCUUAACGCCAAAAUGUCCGGAAAAGACAACUACCAAGACAUCGUCUCCCACUGCUUCGGACCCAAGGGCUUCUUUUUCUGUUGUUUGGCGCAGAUUAGUUUUGCGUAUGGUGGCAUUGCGGCGUUCUGUGUGAUCAUUGGGGAUACGAUUCCGCAUGUGCUGAGUGCCCUCAUCCCUGGAUUGAAGGAUAUUCCUGUGAUUGGGCUGUUAGCAAACAGGGAAGCGGCGAUUGUGUUUUGCACAGUAUUCAUUUCGUACCCGCUCAGUUUGUAUCGGGAUAUUAGUAAACUCGCGAAAGCAUCCGCGUUGGCGUUGGUCAGUAUGGUGGUGAUCAUACUCACAGUUAUCAUCCAAGGCCCACGGGUCCCGGAUACAGACGACUGGCGUGGCCGCAAAGUUGAGUGGGCAGUCUUCGACAUGGGCUUCUUCAAAGCCAUCGGUGUCAUCUCUUUCGCUUUUGUCUGCCACCACAACUCUCUCCUCAUCUACGGCUCCCUCAAGAAACCAACACUAAACAGAUUCACGACCGUUACGCAUUGGAGUAUGGGUAUCUCGCUCGGAGCGUGUCUGAUCAUGGCGCUGGCGGGGUAUUUGAAUUUCAAGGAUAAGACUGUCGGAAAUAUCUUGGUGAAUUUCCCACCUGAGGGGGAACCCGGAAGCAACCUGAUGGUUACCUUCGCCCGAUUCUGCUUCGGAUUCAAUUGCUUCACAACCCUUCCCCUCGAAGCCUUCGUCUGCCGCGAAGUCGUAACCUCCUAUUACUGGCGCCAUACCCCCUUCUCCCUCCGCCGCCACGUCCUCCUCACCUCCGCCUUCGUUUUCAGUGGGAUGUGUAUCUCGCUCCUAACAACUGACCUCGGUAUCGUUCUACAACUCGCUGGAUCCACCUCCGCUGUUGCGCUGGCGUAUUUGUUUCCGACGCUGUGUUGGUUGAAGGAGGCGGAGGGGCCGUGGUGGGGGUGGAAGAAGUUGCCGGCGGUUGGGUGUGCGGCGUUUGGGAUGAUUGUCAUGGUUGUUACGAGCAUUGAGGCGAUUUGGAGUCGGUUGUAG